CAACUUCUGGAGGCAAGCUGUUCCACUGAUUAAUUGUUCUAACUGUCAGGAAAUUUCUCCUCAGUUCUCACAAGGGAGAAGAAUGGGAGGAAAUAUCCAAUUUUGGAUCAGAAAAUCCUUAAAAAGAAGACUUGAAAUAGUUAAAAUUUAUUAUGUUAAUGUACAAAUUAUCUUAUUAGUAUUUAAUAGAUGGAAAUGGCAAUUAAUAUUAUUAUUCAACCUUUCCAUCAAAAUGAUGCUUAGUUUAGUUCUAAGAAAAAUAAAACCCAGAGAAUAAUAAUUAAAACUAUAAUUUAAAAGUGGCUCCAAGUUCUACAGCAGGAGGCGCAAUAAUACAAUAAUUAAUGGGGGCAAUAUUGCAUUUUAAGGCCUACCAUUCUAUUUCCUCGGGCGCCAGGGACCAUCCCUCCGUCGGUCGUUUACUUUUUCAGACUAGUGAGAAAAUAUCAGUACUUUUAAAAAUUAAAUGUUGAAUAAAACUCAUUAAAACCAUAUUAGAUAAAGGGCAGAAAUUAAUCUAAAGCCCACAGGAAAGGGCAAUGCGAUUAUUUCUACUCAUUGUUUUUCCUGGUUAUCCAUUCUUUGUUCUAUCACCUCCUUGCAGCUUAUCCUGAUUUUAAGGGAGUCUCCUUAUUGGCAUGCCCAUUAUUUCCCUUAUUGGCAUGCCCGUGAUAUUUCGCCCAUUCUUUCCGAAGGAUAUUCCUGCCCUUCGCUAGGGCGUAUCGCAGCUGUCGCCCCCUCCCCACCGUUGGCGUCAUCCGAAACUGCGAUUUCCCUCCUCUCCACCUGCGGACGCUCCCGCCACUUCCUUUUCUCCCCCACCCCAAAUCUUCAAACCUAGCAGCCCCUCCUGCGCAAGCGGCGGCGGCGGCAGCCAAUCUCGCCCCGAUCGCUCCCGCCGCCUCCCCUACUUGCGUGAACGUAGGGCCAAGAGACAUUGCCCGGCGUCCUCUCGAAAAGCCGGCGUGCCGUGGGGCGGGAGGUGGGGGGGAGAAGCGAUUCUUUCCACAGAGGUCGUUUGUCUGUGCUGGGAGUAGGUCGGGACGAUUUCCCCCUCUUCUCCAUUGCAUCUGGAAGCGUCUCAAACGCGCCGCAGCAGAGGCAGGGAAUUCACUCAGCCCCGAAAAAAACGAGAGUCUCAGUAUCUUUUUUGAAUCGUGGGACCCAGAACUUGGAACUUGGAACCAGUACAGCUCAGAAUGGAUAGUAGCAAGAAAGAGAUGCUGGAUCAGAAGCCUCUCUUGGAAGUGCAAGUACUACUCUCCAUGGAUUCUGCUCCGGAUAGAGUCAUGGAUGGAGGAGCAGGGGGACUUACAGGGGAAAAGAUACCCUGGGAAAUGAUCACCCCUGUUUGCAGCUUUGAAAAACUCUGAAUCAUUCAGCUUUUGGGGAGCAAUAAGUUUUGACCUGCUAUUCUAGCAUGCUACUAUGGUUGAUGCCUGAUCAUUUAUUUAAUUGCUGAAAUGUGACGUGAUGAGCUACUGCCAAGAAUCUCAUAAGGAGGAUUAUCUACAAGCCAGUGAGGGCUUCAUCAUUCUUCAAGAAGAACAUUAAUAGUGAAAUUAAACAAUUAUAACUGAAAUGAAGUCUCAAAGAUACUAUCAGAAAUGCUAACAACAGGCAUGGUCAGAAGGUGAAUUGUGUGGGAAGCAGCGAAGGAUCUUUCUGCUGGUGGAAAUCUUGAUCUAUAUGCAGCAAACAAUUCAGAUGAUUGCUAUACUUUUGAGUGAUCAGAACUUGAGGGUAUCAGAUGAAAUAUCAGGUUCAUCUGUCAUUGCCUUACUGGAAUUUCUUUUAUAAUUAAGUUUUACUGCCAACGAUUUCAAGAAAUUUCACCCUUGAUAAAUGUAAGACUGGCCCUUGGAGCAAUACCACAAAGUGGGAAGAAAAGGGUGGGUAGUUCCAUCAUCUCAUCAUGGUGCUUCCACCCCCAGAUAAGCGCCAUGUGUGUCUUACUACCAUUGUUAUUAUGACCAGCAUGGCAUUCAUGGAUGCUUAUCUGGUAGAGCAGAACCAAGGGCCUCGUAAAAUUGGUGUCUGCAUCAUUGUUCUGGUAGGAGACAUCUGCUUUUUGAUUGUGCUGCGCUAUGUGGCCGUCUGGGUGGGGGCUGAGGUGAAGACAGCCAAACGGGGCUAUGCUAUGAUUCUUUGGUUCCUCUAUAUCUUUGUGCUGGAAAUCAAACUGUAUUUUAUAUUCCAGAAUUAUAAGGCUGAUAAGAGAAAUCUGGAGACGGUGGCUAGAAAGGCACUGACCUUGCUUCUCUCUAUUUGUGUGCCAGGAUUGUACCUAGUGCUAGUAGCCUUGGAUAGCAUGGAAUAUAUACGUACCUUCCGGAAGAAAGAGGAUUUGCGAGGGCGUCUCUUCUGGGUGGCCUUGGACUUAUUGGAUAUCUUAGAUAUUCAAGCCAACCUGUGGGAACCACAGAAGACUGGCCUGCCAAUCUGGGCAGAAGGACUCAUGUUCUUCUAUUGCUACAUAUUGCUCCUGAUCCUGCCCUGUGUUUCCUUGAGUGAGAUUAGCAUGCAAGGAGAGCAUAUUGCUCCCCAGAAAAUGAUGCUCUACCCUGUCCUGAGUCUGGUGACCAUAAACAUGGUUACCAUAUUCAUCCGAGCCAUUAAUAUGGUCCUGUUUCAAGACAGCAGAGUUUCUACAAUCUUCAUUGGCAAGAAUAUCAUUGCCAUUGCUACCAAGGUCUGCACAUUCCUAGAAUACAAGAAGCAAGUGAAGGAGUUCCCACAAAAUGCCAUUGCACUUGAGCUCCAGCAGAACUCAGUGCCCCACAACCAGUCCCUCCACAAUACACAAGGCCUUCCUCAUGAGCCAUCCCCCACCAGGGAGAUUUUGGACACAUGAUGAGCCUCUUCUUAGAUAUCAGCAUUGGUUCUUGUUUACUUGGAUGGAGAGAAUGGGCAGAGAAAUAAUACUGCUCUCAUUCCAGCGUAGAGAGCUGCUUCUAGCACAAGAUUUUAACAAAUGGAGGAACAUCCCCCUGCAACUCAGGUAUUUCCAAGGGGCCCUCUGGAAAGAAAACAAAACCAAUGGACCUUCCAAGCAGAACCUCAUCUACUCCAGCAUCUGAUCUUUUCUAUCUGUUUGUUACCUGUGCUUCAACUUGUAAGGAAUGAGAAUUUGUUAUCACAGCCUUUUUUAAAGAAAGGGACAGGGUGGGAUGGGGCAGGAUGGGAGAAUCAGGACUGGCACUUCAGUCAGUGCACCAGUAUAUUGAGUCUUAUUGGAAAUGGUUGUGUUUACAGUUUCUUAUUUUCAAACAAAACAAAAAAAGGUCCUGUAAAGUUGCUGCAGAAAACUGGAUUUGGGGCAGUUUUUUUAAAUCUUUACUAAAUAGAUCCUUUGCUCUGUUCAGUUCCACUCAGCAAGCAGCAGCCUCACUCAUUUGGCCAGGAAAGUUCUAACAUUGCCAAAGUCUUCAGCCAGCCCUUCAAAGAAUCUUAUUUAACAUCACAUCUCAUAUUUUAAGAACAUUUAAAAUGAUUCAGUGCAAGAUUUCUGUUUUUCAGAAAACAAGUAUUUCUGUUUCAUUCACGUGUGUGCACACUUGAGUUCUGAUGGAAUGAAGUUCCAGAGCUUUUCAAGCUACAUUGGCCUGGGGAAACAUACAGGUAGUACUAUAAAUGAAAACGGAGAUUCUCAGAAUGAUGAGCAUUCACUUUUAUUCCUGCAGCAGCUUAAUUUAUAACUGCUGCUUUUAUAUGAACUACACAGACAGCCUCUAAAAUAAGGUAUGGGACAACACCUUUAAGCAAAACCUAUUGGGACACAAAACAGAGCAACAGUUUCCCAGCAAAAAUGUUGCACAAGCCUGAAAGCAAUGCAAGACUAUUUUUUUCUUAGUGAUCUCCUAUUCCCUCACUGGUGUCUUGAUCACAUACCAACAGAUUUUUUUCCAGUGAGUGCUCAUUCUGCAUCAGAUACCUCAUUUGGCCAUGCAUAGCCAUUCCUCACUUAGCAACCUAAAACAAGGAAUCAAAUUUGUUCUUUUGCCAUCCCCAUAAAAAUAUAUAGUCAAUCUUAUUGUGGUGGGAUUUACUAUAUGCUUUUUAAGCUCAGUCUUGUCAUUAGGUAAGGAUAUGAACAUUUGGCCUAUAAGUAGAAAAUAUUCAACUUGUUUAUUACAGUGAAUGAAAGCAAAAGAAUUGGCAGAAGAGAGUCUAAACAUUCUUGUUGUACAAAGUAGCCAUUCUCUCAACCAAAAAAGGAGUGGAGAGGAAUGUAAAGGGAAGAGGCAGUAGGAACAUAAGUUUUGAAGAUACUACAUAUCUUGAAAGAUGCAAAUGUAUAAGGGUAAUGCAGUCUUGCUCUGCAUGGAUCUGGGGUAGGGUAUUGGGAAUUAACCAAGUCACUACCUACAUUGACCUUAUUGCUCUUACUAGUUUACUAAUUUUGGCCUCCCAAAACAUGUUCAGGGUGUUGCUAUCCCUGAAGGAAAUAUAUGAAGAUGCUUAGUGCAUUUCAUUAUUUUGUCAAUUGUCUGAGGUUUGUGUGAUGCAGCUCCAAAGAGUUCAGUCACACCUUGGCCUGUGCAUUUUAUUUUG
This is a messenger RNA of Thamnophis elegans (Western terrestrial garter snake), 4554 nucleotides long. It is a transcript of the gene TMEM121, whose product is annotated as transmembrane protein 121. Bases 1916 to 2854 code for a protein of 312 amino acids. The transcript has 3 exons. The record is from RefSeq and is a predicted model, not a curated record. Lineage: Eukaryota; Metazoa; Chordata; Lepidosauria; Squamata; Natricidae.